UGUGAGUAAAGCAGUUUUGACCAUAAAGCAAGUUAUAAAACUCAUAAAAGUAAUAAGGAAAUAGUUGACAACUUGACAUAUGGAUGUUUUUGAAACAAAAAUUUUUGGACGCUGUGGAUGCCUUUCUGAAUAUUUGAACCAUUAGCCAAAUACGACUGGUUUACAAGAUUUUUAUGGUGAAAUGGCAAUGGCUUCUAGGCUUUUGUCUCAGUUGAAAAUUCCUUUUUAUUCUUCCCGUUUACUGACUGGGAGUCAGCCCUGCAGACGUAAUGCCUUCCCAGUUAAAACCUGCACACCUGUGCGACUUAUUUCCGCAACUUCGUUUCGACACUCAAAUCCGAUCCAGCAAACCGUAUCCGACGAUAAUAGCGGGCCGAGCGAAGGGAAACGAGAUGUUAUUUUUACCAAACAGCACGAUGAAAUUCGGGAACUCGUGAAAAAGCUAAUCGAUACUGAUAUUAACCCUUUCGUGGAUGAGUGGGAAGAGAUCGGACAGUUUCCGGCUCAUCAGGUUUUCAAAAAAUUCGGAGAUGCUGGGCUACUUGGUUUAAAUAGGCCGGAAGAGUACGGUGGAAUGGGAUUGGACUUUUCUUACAACAUGGCGAUGGCUGAAGAAUUAGGCCGUAUCAAUUCCGGAGGAGUAUCCAGCGCCUUUGGAGUUCAUACAGACAUGGCGACACCGGCAUUUGCGAAAUACGGCACGCAUGAAUUGAAGAAAUCUUUUCUGGAGCCCGCUAUUCGUGGUGAUAUGGUAGCUUGCGUCGGAGUAAGUGAAGUGGAAGCUGGAUCUGAUGUUGCAAAUAUCAAAACCUCUGCCGUGCGAAAAGGCGAUGAUUUUGUAAUUAACGGACACAAAAUGUGGAUUACAAAUGGAGCACAAGCCGACUGGAUUUGUUUGCUUUGCAACACGGAAAAAGAUCAGCCGAAACAUUUAAGCAAAUCCUUGAUCAUUGUUCCAAAAAAGACACCUGGAGUAACAGUGGCUAAAAAAAUUCUUAAAUUGGGAAAUCGAUCUUCUGAUACUGCUCAGAUAUUUUUUGAAGACGUGAAAGUCCCACAGUCGCACCUACUGGGAGACCCGGGAAUGGGAUUCAUUUAUCAGAUGGAGCAAUUCCAGGAAGAACGGCUAUGGAGCGCUGCUUCAUGUUUAUUAGCUAUGGAUCGCGUAAUUCAGCAUACGGCGGACUAUUGUCGGGAUCGGAAGGCUUUUGGUGUUCCUGUUUUGAGCAAUCAGAUCGUAUACUUUACCCUUGCAGAACUGCAGAGCGAAGUUGAAGCAUUGCGAGCUUUAGUGUAUCGUGCAGUAGCCAACUACCUGCAAGGAGAUAAUGUGACGCUUCUGGCCAGCAUGUGCAAAUUGAAAGCCGGUCGUUUAACUCGGAUCGUUGGAGAUAAAUGUCUGCAGUUUUGGGGAGGAAUGGGAUACACGGAGGAGGUUCUCGUGAGUCGGUUCUAUCGAGAUACCCGAGCGCUCAGUAUUGCUGGUGGCAGUGAUGAAAUAAUGCUCCAGAUUAUUGCCAAAUCUAUGGGAAUCAUACCAGAGAGAGUUAGGAAGUGAACAUUGUUUUGA
Molecule: messenger RNA, 1570 nt
Organism: Paramacrobiotus metropolitanus
Lineage: Eukaryota; Metazoa; Tardigrada; Eutardigrada; Parachela; Macrobiotidae
Product: probable acyl-CoA dehydrogenase 6
Exons: 8
Coding region: 182-1558 (458 amino acids)
Biological process (GO): fatty acid beta-oxidation using acyl-CoA dehydrogenase
Molecular function (GO): flavin adenine dinucleotide binding; acyl-CoA dehydrogenase activity
Source: RefSeq, a predicted model, not a curated record